Molecule: messenger RNA, 1201 nt
Organism: Frieseomelitta varia
Lineage: Eukaryota; Metazoa; Arthropoda; Insecta; Hymenoptera; Apidae
Gene: Phyhd1
Product: phytanoyl-CoA dioxygenase domain-containing protein 1 homolog
Exons: 5
Coding region: 170-1018 (282 amino acids)
Source: RefSeq, a predicted model, not a curated record
GCACGACUCGACCCGAAUCGGUCGUCAUGACACACGAUCGGUCUUCGUGGCUGACCUAGUCAUUUUGUAGUAGCAUUCAGUCGCUGACGCGAACGUACAAGCUCGCUAGCUUGUCUACGACGAAUCAAACCGACAACCGUACGAGACAGGCUGUGACGGACGUAAUAGGAUGAAGGAUAUCCGCUCGCAGUUCGAGAGAAAUGGCUUCGUCGUGCUGGAAGAUUUCUUUCAACCGGAAGAAAUCGACGAAUUGAAAUUUUGCGGAGAGGAAUUUACCAAGAACUUACCUCCGGAAAGUGAGAGAAAAGUUUUCAAUUCAAUAGAAUCGCAACAGAGCAAAGAUAAAUAUUUCCUGAACAGUGCUAACAAGAUCAGUGUGUUCUUCGAGGCUGAAGCUUUAGACAACGAUGAAAAGUUGAAAGUUCAUCCUCGAGUGUCGUUAAAUAAGGUAGGUCACGCCCUUCAUUGGCUUCACCCUACAUUCAAGAAGUAUACUUUCGAUGAAAGAGUUAAAGAAACAGCUUUCCAAUUGGAUUAUGAGGAACCGGCCGUUUGUCAAUCGAUGUAUAUUUACAAAAAUCCGGGAAUCGGAUCAGAAGUAAUGAUGCACCAAGAUGCAACAUAUUUGUACACCGACCCAGUGAAGCUAAUUGGUUUCUGGAUCGCUUUGGAAGACGCUACUCAAGAAAAUGGAUGCCUAUGGAUCGCGCCAGGUUCUCAUAAAAGUGGCGUUCAUCGGCGUUACGUAAGAAACAAAGAUCCAGAUUCCAAGGAACUGUUGAUCUACGACAGAGCUGCACCUUGUUAUCAACUUAGUAAUUUUCGACCAGUACCAGUUAGUAAAGGAACCUGCAUUCUCAUCCAUGGACAAGUGGUACAUUUCUCAUACCCAAAUAAAAACGACAAAUCGAGGCAUGCUUACACAUUUCAUGUAAUCGAAACGCAGCAUACCUCUUAUUCGAAAGAAAACUGGUUACAACCACCUUUAGAAGGAUUUCCAAAACUAUACAGAAAUUAGUUACCUUUUUACAAAGGUAAUGCUCGAUCGCUAGAGCAUUGUUAAAUUAUUUUACUAAAGAUUGCCAGGGAACAUUAUUCAAUACUUAUUAUUAUUCUGGCUAUGCAUUUUUAUUUUUCACAUUUUCCAAAAGUUAUUUCUUGUAUUAUACAGAAUCGUUAAUAAAAAUAUUUAAGAUGUUAA